CUGAAUUUAUUCCAAAAAUCCAGACUAUAGAGAAACAAUACAACUAAGCAUUAAUUAAGAUAAGAAAAGCGUUUCUCAAAAUACUUGGCAUCCAACGGUUGCAACAACUAAGACAACGCUAAUGCACAUUCAAAUGCUUUAAUCUCAUAUCAUCAGCCAUAUAUAUAAAUAUAUGAAGAAAAUUGAUUGAUGAAUAAUCACAAAAAAAAAAGAAAAAAAAAAUGACGAGGAAGAAAGUAACAUUGGCGUACAUUAGCAACGAGUCGGAGAGGAAAGCUUCAUACAAGAAGCGGAAGAAGGGGCUGAUGAAGAAGGUGAGCGAGCUGAGCACGCUAUGCGGCGUGGACGCGUGCGCCAUCGUCUACAGCCAAUACGACGCCGUGCCGGAGGUGUGGCCGUCGCCGCUGGGGGCGCAGGCCAUCCUCGCCCGCUUCCGCAAGCUCUCCGACAUGGACCAGAGCCGCAAGAUGGUCAACCAGGAGAGCUUCACGCGCCAGCGGAUCAAGAAGGCGGCCGACCAGCUCCGCCGCCUCCAGAAGGAGAACCGGUGCCGCGAGCUCGAGGCGCUCAUGUUCCGCUGCAUCUCCGGCGCCGCCGCCCUCGACGACUUCAGCCUCCCCGACGCCGCCGAGAUGGGCUGGGUCAUCAGCCAGACGCUCAGGGACAUCAACGCGCGGAUGGAGGCCGUGGCGGCGGCGGAUCACCGCCGCCGUCAGCCGCCGCCGAUCGCGAUGCCUCCUCCGCCGCCGCCGCCGCCCGACGAGGUGGCGGAGCCCCACGGAUUGGAGGAGUGUUUCCCGUGGAACCUGGUGCAGAGCCCGUCGGCCGGCGGCGGAGGCGGCGGCGGCGGUUUUGACGGCGGCGGCGGGCUUGGGUGGGAUGCGGGGAUGGUGCUGCCGUAUCCCUACAUUUUCAAUCAUUCUAACUCUACUCAAACUGGCCACAUUCAUUUCAAUCAUUGACGCUUUUUUCAGGAGUUCUAUGUUUUUUGCUUUUUUCUUUUUUUAAUUUAGGUUGUGAAUUAAUUAAUCCAACCAGUUGCAUUUGCUUGAAAUCAUGUCAUGACUAAUUUAGAAGUUAUAUGUUUAUUGUCCAGUAAUCUAUGUAAUUCCUAUCCUGGUUGGUUGGUUGAUAUAUGUGAUUCAUAUCUGCAGUUGCGUGGUUUAUUUUUGAUUAAA
This is a messenger RNA of Salvia miltiorrhiza (redroot sage), 1178 nucleotides long. RefSeq names its product agamous-like MADS-box protein AGL80. The coding region runs from base 222 to 962 and encodes 246 amino acids. Gene Ontology annotation, biological process: positive regulation of transcription by RNA polymerase II. Gene Ontology annotation, molecular function: DNA-binding transcription factor activity, RNA polymerase II-specific; protein dimerization activity; RNA polymerase II cis-regulatory region sequence-specific DNA binding. The record is from RefSeq and is a predicted model, not a curated record. NCBI's taxonomy places the organism in Eukaryota, Viridiplantae, Streptophyta, Magnoliopsida, Lamiales, Lamiaceae. The transcript has a single exon.